Messenger RNA from Hyla sarda, 7017 nucleotides. It is a transcript of the gene ANKHD1, whose product is annotated as ankyrin repeat and KH domain containing 1. The record is from RefSeq and is a predicted model, not a curated record. Gene Ontology annotation, molecular function: RNA binding; protein binding. Gene Ontology annotation, cellular component: cytoplasm. The transcript has 31 exons. Bases 16 to 6708 code for a protein of 2230 amino acids. Lineage: Eukaryota; Metazoa; Chordata; Amphibia; Anura; Hylidae. Gene Ontology annotation, biological process: innate immune response.
UAGCCGCUAUAAAAGAUGAGGCUCCGGCCGCUCCCCUCACCACCUAACAGCCAACAAGCAUUCCGCUGCAACAGUCGGAGUUUGGCAGAAGCUUGUUCAGAUGGAGAUGUAAAUGCCGUCCGUAAACUCCUCAAUGAAGGUAGAAGUGUAAAUGAGCAUACUAAAGAAGGCGAAAGUCUUCUCUGCUUGGCUUGUUCAGCUGGAUAUUAUGAACUGGUACAAGUGUUACUUGCAAUGCAUGCGAAUGUUGAAGAUCGAGGGAAUAAAGGUGACAUUACACCUUUAAUGGCAGCAGCUAAUGGUGGAUUUGUGGACAUUGUAAAGGUUCUCCUACUUCAUUCUGCAGAUGUCAAUGCUCGGUCUUCGACUGGGAAUACUGCUUUAACAUAUGCAUGUGCAGGAGGAUUUGUAGACUUGGUUAAAGUUUUGUUGGAAGAAGGUGCCAAUAUAGAGGAGCACAAUGAAAAUGGGCACACGGCAUUAAUGGAAGCUGCUAGUGCUGGUCAUGUCGAGGUUGCAAGGAUUUUGCUGGAACAUGGAGCAGGCAUUAAUACCCACUCAAACGAGUUUAAAGAGAGUGCAUUAACAUUGGCAUGCUAUAAAGGACAUUUAGAAAUGGUUCGGUUUUUGCUGGAAGCUGGUGCUGAUCAAGAGCACAAAACUGAUGAAAUGCACACUGCUUUAAUGGAGGCCUGCAUGGAUGGACAUGUUGGGGUAGCACGCUUACUACUUGAUAGUGGUGCUCAGGUCAACAUGCCUGCAGAUUCCUUUGAAUCCCCUCUCACUUUAGCUGCUUGCGGUGGACAUGUAGAACUUGCAGCUCUUCUUAUUGAAAGGGGCGCCAAUCUUGAAGAGGUAAAUGAUGAAGGUUACACUCCUUUGAUGGAAGCAGCACGAGAAGGACAUGAGGAAAUAGUGGCACUUCUUUUAGCACAAGGUGCUAAUAUAAAUGCUCAGACUGAAGAAACCCAAGAAACUGCUCUUACCCUGGCAUGCUGUGGAGGGUUUGCAGAAGUAACAGACUUUCUUGUGAAAUCAGGGGCAGAUGUAGAACUUGGUUGCUCCACUCCUCUAAUGGAAGCUGCUCAGGAAGGACACCUUGAACUAGUAAAAUAUCUUCUGUCUGCAGGUGCAAAUGUCCAUGCCGCCACGGCUACAGGAGACACAGCUUUAACAUAUGCAUGUGAAAAUGGACACACAGAUGUGGCAGAAGCCUUGCUCCAAGCUGGAGCUGAUCUGGAACAUGAAUCCGAGGGAGGUAGAACACCUCUGAUGAAAGCUGCAAGAGCUGGGCACCUCUGCACUGUACAGUUUCUUAUAAGCAAAGGAGCAAACAUUAAUCAUGCUACAGCCAAUAAUGACCACACUGUUGUGUCCCUGGCAUGUGCUGGAGGACAUCUUGCUGUUGUUGAGCUACUGUUGGCAAAAGGAGCGGAUCCAACUCAUAGGCUUAAAGAUGGAUCCACAAUGCUCAUAGAAGCUGCAAAAGGUGGACAUACCAAUGUUGUUUCCUAUUUGUUGGAUUACCCAAAAAAUAUAAUAUCAGUCCCUUCUGAAAUCAAUCAAAUGACAACCACGCUUCAAGAUCAAUUUGCUGUUUCUUGUGUACCAAUGCAUACGCUUGCAAUGGUUGUCCCACCUCAAGAACCAGAUAAUCCUCCAGACCAGACGAACUUAGGGAAAGGCGCAUCUAAAAAGACACCUUAUAACCUCCACUCUUCAGAUAAAGUCCAAAGAUCGCCUCUCCAUCCAUAUCAGCCAUUAGAAUGCAUAGUGGAGGAAACUGAAGGAAAGCUCAAUGAACUUGGUCAACGAAUUAGCGCAAUCGAAAGAGCACAGCUGAAAUCCUUAGAACUCAUUCAGGGGGAACCAUUAAAUAAAGAUAAAAUUGAAGAACUGAAAAAAAAUCGUGAAGAACAGGUUCAAAAGAAAAAGAAAAUCCUUAAAGAACUUCAAAAAGUUGAAAGACAAUUACAGAUGAAAACUCAGCAACAGGUUACCAAGGAAAAUUCGGAAGAUUCUCCUAAUGCAGAAACGGCUGUUCUCCAUCCUUGUUCAGCGUCUUGUGAAUCUACGUUAAUAGUGGAUGAGAAGGAUUUUUCAGAGGAGAAGUGUGAAAAAUUAGAUCAGUUUGGCACAGUUUGUCACGAAGGAUUGCCACAGUCAUGUGAUGAAGAGACGGGUUUGCCAUCCAUGGACUUGGUGCCAAAAUUACUUAAUGACUUAGGACUUUUGGGAAUGGAUUCUGGUGAACCUGUCACAUCUUGCAGUAAUGUAGCGCUGGAUCAGCCACCUGCCAGUAGUAAUCUUCUGUCAUCUCAAGUUGCAGACAAUUUAAUGAUUGCUUCUCCAGCGCAGACACUAAAUGACACUCUUGAUGACAUCAUGGCAGGUGUAUCUGACAAAAUACCCGGUAGUGACCCAGCGACGACAGUUUCUUUGCCAGUGCCUCAGCCAGCUUCAGCAAAUGGCGAAGGUCCUUUGUUACCAGCUUUUGCAUCAGUAGAUAUUGAUGCACAUACGGAAAGCAAUCAUGAUACCGCGUUAACUCUUGGCUGCGCGGGUGGCCAUGAGGAGCUUGUGUCUGUGCUUAUAGCUCGUUGUGCUAACAUUGAACACAGAGACAAAAAAGGUUUCACACCUCUAAUUCUGGCAGCUACAGCUGGACAUGCGGGAGUAGUUGAAAUCCUUUUAGAUAAGGGUGCUGAUAUUGAGGCUCAGUCUGAACGCACUAAGGAUACUCCUUUGUCCCUGGCAUGUUCUGGGGGUCGUCAAGAGGUUGUUGAGCUGCUGUUGUCUCGAGGGGCAAAUAAAGAGCACCGAAAUGUUUCAGACUAUACACCUCUCAGUUUGGCAGCAUCUGGUGGAUAUGUCAACAUUAUCAAGAUUCUGUUAAAUGCAGGGGCAGAAAUAAAUUCUAGGACUGGCAGUAAAUUGGGCAUUUCUCCCCUAAUGUUGGCUGCUAUGAAUGGACACGUUCCUGCUGUUAAACUUCUUCUCGACAUGGGAUCUGAUAUCAACGCUCAGAUUGAGACAAAUCGCAAUACAGCUCUCACAUUAGCAUGCUUUCAGGGUAGAGCCGAAGUUGUUAGUCUUCUCCUAGACAGAAAAGCUAAUGUUGAACACAGAGCUAAGACAGGUUUGACUCCUUUGAUGGAAGCAGCUUCUGGAGGUUAUGCCGAGGUGGGACGAGUACUUUUAGACAAAGGAGCUGAUGUCAACUCUCCACCAGUGCCUUCAUCCAGAGAUACAGCUUUAACUAUUGCUGCGGAUAAAGGACAUUAUAAAUUCUGUGAGCUUCUUAUCGAUAGGGGUGCACAUAUAGAUGUGAGAAAUAAGAAAGGGAACACACCUAUGUGGCUUGCAGCUAAUGGAGGCCAUUUUGACAUAGUCCAGCUGCUUGUUCAUGCUGGCGCUGAUGUUGAUGCUGCUGAUAAUCGUAAAAUCACACCUUUAAUGUCAGCAUUUCGAAAGGGUCAUCUAAAAGUGGUACAAUUCCUGGUAAAGGAAGUCAAUCAAUUUCCCUCAGACAUUGAGUGUAUGAGAUACAUCGCAACAAUAACUGAUAAGGAUCUUUUAAAGAAAUGCCACCAGUGCAUGGAAACAAUAGUAAAGGCAAAAGACCAGCAAGCUGCAGAAGCAAACAAGAAUGCCAGUAUACUGCUUAAGGAGCUUGAUCUUGAAAAGUCAAGAGAAGAAAGUCGCAAACAAGCUCUCGCAGCUAAAAGAGAGAAAAGGAAAGAGAAGAGGAAAAAAAAGAAGGAAGAGCAGAAAAAGAAACUUGAAGAUGAUGACUGUAAACUUUCAGGAGGGACAUGUGACCUGGUUGCUGAAGAUGCCCCCAGUGGUGAUGAGGAAGAUGAUGAUGUACCUCUAGAGCCCCCGAGUGCAACAACAAUGACCACAAUUGGCAUAUGCGCAACCUCCACUACGUUUACAAAUGUGUUUGGCAAAAGGAGUAGUAUAAUCAUAACGCCAAGCACGAAUCAGAAAACAAAAAAAAGUAAAACCAAAGACACUCCUUCAGAUCUUCAUCUUAUGGUCUCUGACCAGCAUAUGUCCAACAUGCAGCAGAAAUCUGAUCAAGAGAAACAUAAUGAUGAGCCUAGAGAAGCUGCUGUUAUCAGUGACUUUGUCAUUUUGGAUCCUAAUGGAUGCAACAGUGAAAUGCGCAUUCACAAUAAGAGCCAAGAACUUAAUAACAACUGUGAAGUUAAUACAUCUGGAGGUAAAAAGUGUUCAGUACUGCUCAACACCUGGGAAGAAAAGGCUAAAAUGGCAACACCUAAGAUUUCCCCAAGAAUUGAAAAUGAUGUGAAUGCAAGGCAGCCAUCAUCCAGUUAUAAAGCCGCUUCUCUUGCGUUGCCUAAUCUGAAGCUAAAUGCAUGUAGCCCUAAAAGAGGACAAAAGAGAGAAGAAGGCUGGAAAGAAGUUGUAAGAAGAUCAAAGAAGCUCUCAGUUCCUGCUUCUGUGGUAUCUCGAAUAAUGGGGAGAGGUGGAUGUAAUAUAACUGCAAUUCAAGAUGUUACUGGUGCCCACAUUGAUGUCGAUAAACAAAAAGAUAAAAAUGGAGAGAGAAUGAUUACCAUAAGGGGUGGUGCAGAAUCCACAAGAUAUGUGGUACAACUCAUAAAUGCCUUGAUUCAAGAUCCUACAAAAGAAUUAGAGGACUUGAUACCAAAGGGACAUAUUCGUAGUCCCAAGACACUAAUAACUGGAGCAAACAUUGUGUCUACCAACAAAACCCCCACCUUUGUUACCAGCAGUGCAACAUCAUCAAUGACGCGAGUUUUGACAGCUUUUCAGUCUUCCAAACAGACCAAAAACGCCCAGGAAAAUGUGCACCCGCCAUUGCAUGGAGCACUUCCCAUGUCUACCAGCCAUCCACAAUUUGCGCUCUUAGCAGGCCAACCAAUGCAACCAGUCAGGCAUACUCCCUUACUGUUGACCCAGCUUGGUGGUUCCUUCAGACCAUCUCCCUGUACAUGGGGGCCAUUUCCUGUGAGAUCAAGUAGCAAAAAUUUUUCUCCAAAACACACAUUGCAAGAAAAUGAUAAUGCUACACAGACUGAUGAAUCAUUGUUUGGCAGUUCAAUCUCUACCUCAAAGUUAAACGAUAUUUCUCAACAUUCAAGUGUAACAAACAGCCCCUCAUCUAUCAGAAAACAAUUGUUUUCUUGCAAUUUAAAAACCAACAGUGUGUUACCUGUGUCCCCUGAUACCACAUGCAAGUCUGCUACUGUUUCUUCCAUGUCAUCUGCUCCCACAAACAAUGUGCUAAAUACUAGUGCAGUUUCUGAGGUGCAAGCAGAACACUUUUCAUCUACAAAAGGUUUUCCAACAAUGCAAAGAACAGCACGUCCAUUAGAUCAGUCCGCAGAAAUGCCCUCUUCAUCUGGAAUAAAUUGGUCUGCUAAUUCUUUUACCAGUGACCAAAUUUCAUUUUGUCCUUCCAGUCCAUCAGCACAUAAAAGUAUAAAGGAGGAGUCCUUUUCAGGAAGUACAGCAGAAAGAAAUGAACCAAAGGUUGCGGAGUAUAUGAAUGAAUCUGCUGCACAACCUGAUGAUAAUAGCAGAAUUUCUCAGAUGACUCCGGCAACCCAAUACACAUUGCAUAGGAUGCAGUAUAGAAACCCAUUAAACUCUGUGAUGCCUACAAAACAAGUACACCAAGAUGACCACCCUCUCUUUGUCACAGACUCGCAGUCAAGUAGUAUUCACGAUUCACUCCAACAAGCAAACAAUCAGUCUGACCUUUCAAUGCCGCCUAUGAACAAUUCUCAGGUACAUUUGAACUUGGCUAGUAAACAGUUGCCACCAUCAUUUGGACCUGCACUUCUCAAUCACUUUUCUAGCCAUCUUAACCAGGUGUCAUGUGGCCAAGGUUGGGGAGGAUGUCCUUCAUCUGCAGAAACAACUAACCAAUUCCUAACUGACCAAACAACUGGUCCAGAGAGCACCAUGCUUGGACACCUUGAAAACUUUCAUUCUUUAAUUGCUUCUAAUCCACCCGGCUUCAGAUCAUCACAUGGACGUUCCUCGGGAUCAGCGGCAGGACCAUUUGAUGAUUCAGACAACUGCUUGUUGCCCAUGUCUGCACCGAUGACGGCCAGCUUUGAAACAAAUCUUUAUGCAAGUCAAAUGUUUUUGCAAGGACCUAAUGUUUGCUCUCCAAGUUUUAGCAGACAGCACUUCUCACCACAUCCUUGGACUAAUUCUUCACAUCCAUGUCAGUCACUUGGUCCAUCAGCUUUGUCAGGUUCUACUUCACCACUGCCAGCAGCUGCUGAUCCUCAGUUAUCAGGCCCAAUGCAGCCAAUACCCUUUACUAAUGAUCGCAAAAUACCACCUCCUAUAGGAACAGAGAGGUCAGCUCGAAUUCGACAGAGUGGCUCAUGUGCAUUUGGGAACACCUACUCUCCAGCUGUUGGACAAAAUGGCAUAUGGUCAUUUGGAGUCAGCAGUGGACCAGAUGGGUUUUCUGGGUGGUCUCAGCCAGUCAUGAAUACCCAUGUUUUUCAUCAACCGCAACCAGAAAACACUGUGUUUUCACAACACCAGUAUAUGGAAAGAGAUGAAUAUGGCGUAUUACAUCCUUCCAAUGGGUUCCAUCGACCAUCUUCAAGCACUGUUAUAGACUUUUCCAAAGCUUUGCCAGGAACAUGGACAUCACCAUUUGGAACUGCACAUCUAAAAUAUGUUAACUGAAAUAUAAGACUUGCAUUGGGAUGUCCAGAAGAAGUCUGUUUUCUCAGUUACGGUUAUUUGUUUCCUUAAAUUCCACUGAUGUUGGGAAGAUACAUACUUGAUAGUAAAAGCACAUUUCAGCUUUGCUCUUUUCUGAUUCAAAACAUCACCUCAGACAAUCUUCUGUUGGUUAAAUUUCAUAGUAAAUGUAUGUCUCCCAUUUUUACAUUCACAGGCUGUACUGACUUACAGUGGAAUUUACGUUCAUGUUAUGUACCUCUUGUUAAAAUGACCAUUCAUCCCAAAUAUUUAAUAAAACGUUUCUUCAUA